GCUCAGGCAGCACUGUCAGAAAAAAACAACCACUGAGAGGCUUUUAUUUUUCUUUCUGCCAUGAAGUGAGGAACCCUGCGGUCUGCGUGGACGCGCCUGGUCCGUGUUUGUCUCGUUUUCUUUGAAAGAGGCUGAAAACUAAGCAGCGGGAUCCAUCGGAAUGGAGCCCUGCCGCUGACGGAGACUCCCGAGAUAACAACAGCCCACAGGUCCUGCCCCCUAAGCUCACCUUCCCUUCGGAGAACUUUCAGCAAACAACAAAGAGCUGGAGCCGAGACGAUCAAGCAUGGACGUGCCCAGGAUGGCCGAGGGCCUCUUCAGCAGCACGCUGUCCUCGUCGGGAGGCGGCCAUCACGUGCCUUCGUACCUGACGCUGGAGCAGAAGGCCGCCUUCGUCUUCGUGCUGCUGCUCUUCAUCUUCCUGGCCCUGCUGAUCGUGCGCUGUUUCCGCAUCCUGCUGGACCCUUACCGCAGUAUGCCCUCGUCCAACUGGACAGACCACACCGAGAAAGACACGUUUGACUACCGCAUCGUCUGAGCCGUCCCCCAGAGCGCACGGGCUACAUGUGAAGUUUAAAUUGACUGACUAAGACGCUUAAAAAAAAAAGCACCGUGGCCCUCAGAACAAAUGACUGCCAAUUCUCCUGGAAGAAAAGAAACAGCUGUCAGAAAAAUCUCCUGAAAGUUCAGACUGAAAGUAAAUUUGACAGCGUCGUCUAAAGUAAUUCAACAGCUUCUCCCUGCCAAAUUAGAAAAUUCUUAACAAUAACAAGACAGGCAGAACUGUGGUGUGAAUAUAAAUGAUAGAGCAACACCCUGACAUGGUGCAGCGGAGCCAGUAGAGGUUGGCCCUCCCUUUCCCUGUCAUCAGUUCCCGUGUGGACUACCUCACUCCUCCUCCAUCUCAUGUCUGGAAGUGUUUCCUCACAUCUCACACAGGGUCCAAUUAUCCUUUGAGACACAAGCCAGAUGGAUUAAAACAGUGUUUACAUCUCGUCAUGUUUACGUACAUCUUAGGCUUUCUAUUGAAAAGGUAGACAAUCAGUGUUUAAAAUAGUUACAGUAAAACAAUUUUUAGUGUAAUCAGUCUGGGAUGAGGUAUUUUGUUAAUAGUAUUUAGUUUUACUUCGAGGAAAAAGUUCAAAAGACUUUGACACAAUGCAGCC
This is a messenger RNA of Cololabis saira (Pacific saury), 1166 nucleotides long. RefSeq names its product cortexin-3. The transcript is spliced from 2 exons. NCBI's taxonomy places the organism in Eukaryota, Metazoa, Chordata, Actinopteri, Beloniformes, Belonidae. Bases 287 to 538 code for a protein of 83 amino acids. The record is from RefSeq and is a predicted model, not a curated record.